AUGGAACCUGGGACCUUCUCCAUGCCAAGCAAAUGCUCCACCACCAAGUCAUGGCUUGCUUGCUUGUGGGCUUCCUGCAUACAAGUUAAAGGAUUUACAACGCUGCGGUUUCUGAUUGAGCCGUCGGAUGCUGUCACCAUGCGAGGAGGUAACAUUUUGCUGAACUGCAUCGCAGAGUCAGAUCGUGGGCUUCCAGUCAUCAAAUGGAAGAAGGAUGGUGUGUUUUUGAACUUGGCAGUGGAUGAGAGAAGGCAGCAGUUUUCCAAUGGAUCUCUUUUGAUACAAAAUAUAGUCCACUCCAAACAUCAUAAACCAGAUGAGGGCCUUUAUCAGUGCGAAGCCUCUCUAGAAGGAAUCGGAGCCAUCAUUAGUCGGACAGCCAAAGUCUCAGUUGCAGGACCUUUGAGGCUUCUAUCCCAGACGGACUCUGUCACAGCUUUUGCAGGAGACACCAUUUUGUUAAAGUGUGAAGUUGUCGGAGAACCUAUGCCCACAGUCCACUGGCAAAGGAACCAAGAGGACCUGAUCUUGAGUCCUGGUGACACCCGUGUGGCAGUCCUACCUUCUGGAUCUUUACAAAUUAGUCGACUUCAUGCAGGGGACAGUGGGAUUUAUAGGUGCCUUGCAAAGAAUCCCGGAAGUUCCAAAACUGGAAACGAAGCAGAAGUUAGAGUUUUGUCAGAUCCCGGGCUGCACAGACAACAAUUUUUCCUGCAGAGACCGUCAAAUGUGGUAGUUAUAGAAGGAAAGGAUGCUGUGCUAGAGUGUUGUGUUUCUGGCUAUCCGGCGCCAACAUUUACGUGGAUGCGAGGAGAUGAAAUAAUCCCAUUCAGAUCUAAAAAAUAUUCAUUGUUGGCUGGCAGUAACUUACUGAUCGCGAAUGCAACAGAUGAUGAUUCUGGGACGUACACUUGUGUCGUCACCUACAAGGAGGAGAACAGUAGUGCUUCAGCAGAGCUAUCUGUUUUGGUUCCACCCUGGUUUAUAACACAUCCUUCAAAUCUCUAUGCCUAUGAGAGUAUGGACAUUGAGUUUGACUGUGCUGUCUCUGGUAAACCCAUCCCUACUGUGCAAUGGAUCAAGAAUGGAGAAGUUGUCAUUCCUAGCGAUUAUUUUCAGAUAGUGGGUGGCAGCAACCUGCGGAUUCUAGGCUUGGUAAAGUCAGACGAAGGUUUCUAUCAGUGUGUAGCCGAAAACGAUGCUGGGAACGCACAAACCAGUGCGCAGCUAAUCAUCCCCGAGCCCGCUAUCCCAAGCUCCAGUAUCCUCCCCUCUGCUCCCCGAGAUGUGGUCCCUGUUUUGGUCUCCAGUCGAUUUGUUCGUCUCAGCUGGCGCCCACCUGCAGAAGCGAAAGGGAACAUUCAGACCUAUACCGUUUACUUCUCCAGAGACAGUGUAAACAGAGAGCGAGCUCUGAAUACGUCACAGACGGGGAUACUCCAGCUUACUGUGGGAAAUCUAAAACCAGAAGAGACCUACACCUUCCGUGUCGUAGCUUACAAUGAAUGGGGACCAGGAGAAAGCUCACAGCCUAUCAAAGUGGCAACACAACCUGAAUUGCAAAUUCCAGGACCAGUGGAAAACCUGCGGGCUGUAUCUACCUCACCUACCUCAAUCCUUAUUACUUGGGAACCACCUGCCUAUGCAAAUGGCCCAGUUGAAGGCUAUCGAUUAUACUGUACUGAAGUAGUUACUGGGAAAGAACAGAAUAUAGAAGUUGAUGGCCUGUCAUACAAGCUGGAAGGGCUAAAGAAAUUCACCGAAUAUACCAUACGAUUUCUGGCUUACAAUCGUUAUGGACCUGGAGUAUCUACUGAAGAUUUGACAGUCAGGACACUUUCAGAUGUGCCAAAUGCUAUGCCUCAGAACAUCUCCUUGGAAGUGGUGAACUCAAAGAGUAUCAAAGUUAGUUGGCUACCACCACCACCAGGCACGCAAAAUGGAUUUAUAACUGGCUAUAAAAUCCGACACAGAAAGACUAUGCGGAGAGGCGACAUUGAAACACUGGAACCCAACAACCUCUGGUACUUGUUCACAGGUCUUGACAAAGGAAGCCAGUACAGUUUCCAGGUAGCAGCCAUGACAGCCAAUGGGACGGGACCUGCAUCAGAUUGGUAUACUGCCGAAACGCCCGAGAGCGAUCUGGAUGAAUCUCAGGUUCCCGAUCAGCCAAGCUCUCUUCAUGUCAGGCCUUUGUCAACCAGCAUCGUCAUGAGCUGGACGCCACCCCUGAACCCGAACAUUAUUGUGCGUGGAUACAUCAUUGGCUAUGGAGUGGGCAGCCCUUAUGCUGAGACUGUGCGCGUGGACAGCAAACAGAGAUACUAUUCUAUCGAGCAUUUGGAACCAAGUUCCCACUACGUCAUAUCUUUGAAAGCUUUCAACAAUGCCGGCGAAGGAGUUCCUCUCUAUGAGAGUGCGACGACCAGAUCUCUGACAGUCCCAGAUAUCUCCACUCCCAUGCUCCCACCAGUAGGUGUCCAGGCUGUUGCGUUAACCCACGAUGCUGUGAGGGUCAGCUGGGCAGACAACUCUGUCCCAAAGAAUCAGAAGAUGACAGAAGUUCGGUUCUACACAGUCCGAUGGAGAACCAGCUAUUCCACAAGCGCUAAAUACAAGUCAGCAGAUACAACAGCCUUGAGUCACACAGUGUCCGGUCUGAAGCCAAAUACAAUGUAUGAAUUUUCUGUCAUGGUAACAAAAGGUCGAAGGUCAAGCACAUGGAGUAUGACUGCUCAUGCCACUACCUACGAAGCAGCCCCAACCUCUGCUCCCAAGGAUUUGACAGUCAUUACUCGAGAAGGCAAGCCUCGAGCCGUCAUCGUCAGCUGGCAGCCUCCGUUAGAAGCCAAUGGCAAGAUUACUGCUUACAUUCUGUUUUACACUUUGGACAAGAAUUCUCCGAUUGAUGACUGGGUCAUGGAGUCUAUCAGCGGUGACCGGCUUACUCAUCAGAUCAUGGACCUCAAUCUCGACACAGUAUAUUACUUUAGAAUACAAGCCCGCAACGCCAAAGGAGUGGGUCCUCUCUCGGAUCCUAUUCUCUUCCGGACUCUAAAAGUGGAGCAUCCGGACAAAAUGGCCAAUGACCAAGGUCGUCAUGGAGAUGGAGCCUAUUGGCCAGUUGACACAAACUUGAUUGACAGAAGCAGCCUUAACGAACCUCCCAUUGGACAGAUGCAUCCUCCCCAUGGAAGUGUGACACCCCAGAAGAACAGCAAUCUCCUGGUCAUUAUCGUGGUCACCGUUGGGGUUGUUACCAUCGUGGUGGUGGUGAUUGUAGCUGUGAUUUGCACCAGGCGUUCGUCUGCUCAGCAGAGGAAAAAACGUGCUACUCAUAGUGCUGGCAAAAGAAAGGGCAGCCAGAAAGACCUGAGACCUCCAGAUCUUUGGAUCCACCACGAAGAGAUGGAGAUGAAGAAUAUCGAAAAGCCAUCGGGUUCUGACCCAGCAGGGAGGGACUCACCGAUGCAGAGCUGUCAAGACAUCACUCCGGGCAGCCACAGCCAAUCUGAAACCCAGAUGGGCAGCAAGAGUGCCUCACAGUCUGCACCCGAUACGGAAGAGGUGGGAAGCAGCAUGUCCACAUUGGAACGCUCUCUUGCUGCCCGCAGAGCGACCCGUGCCAAGCUUAUGAUUCCAAUGGACUCACAGCCCAGCAAUCCUUCUGUAGUGAGUGCUAUCCCAGUCCCGACGCUAGAAAGUGCACAGUACCCAGGAAUCCUGCCAUCUCCCACAUGCGGCUACCCACAUCCUCAGUUCACCCUCCGACCGGUACCAUUCCCAACACUAUCAGUGGAUCGAACUUUUGGAACAGGAAGAACCGUGAAUGAAGCACCAGCCCCUCAGCAGACAACUAUGCUACCCCAGACCCAGCCUGAACAUUCCAACAGCGAGGACGCACCCAGCAGGACAAUUCCGACCGCGUGUGUCCGGCCCACACAUCCACUCCGCAGUUUUGCCAACCCCUUGCUACCUCCACCAAUGAGUGCAAUAGAACCGAAAGUUCCUUACACACCACUUUUGUCUCAGACAGCAUCCAACCUUCCCAAGGCUCAGGUUAAGACAGCAUCCCUUGGUCUGGCCGGAAAGGCAAGAUCCCCUCUGCUACCUGUCUCAGUACCGACAGCCCCAGAAGCCUCAGAAGAGGGUCACAAACAAACAGAGGAUCCAGCAAAUGUAUAUGAACAGGACGAUCUGAGUGAACAAAUGGCUAGUUUGGAGGGGCUAAUGAAGCAGCUUAAUGCUAUCACAGGCUCAGCCUUCUGA
This is a messenger RNA of Eublepharis macularius, 4269 nucleotides long. RefSeq names its product DCC netrin 1 receptor (gene DCC). The transcript is spliced from 29 exons. Gene Ontology annotation, biological process: cell-cell adhesion. Gene Ontology annotation, molecular function: protein binding. Lineage: Eukaryota; Metazoa; Chordata; Lepidosauria; Squamata; Eublepharidae. The record is from RefSeq and is a predicted model, not a curated record. Gene Ontology annotation, cellular component: membrane. Bases 1 to 4269 code for a protein of 1422 amino acids.